GAGCCAACGGCCGUGAUGAGGAUGGCCUCGAAUUAUGCCGGGCGCCGGCGGGCCCAGGAGCAGGAGCCCGUGUUGCUGAAUACUGAUUGAAGUGCUAAUAAACACGCGUCCCCGACUGACUCCCUAAUUACGACAUGACUCUAGGCCUCCAACGUAAACACGGUCUCGCAUGUUGCGGCCGCCCAAAAACCAGCCUGCCUGCCGGCCCCCCUUCUGGCCCUGGGCCUCCUCCCCUCCGACUCGCCCUGCCAAAUCCAAUGUCGAGCUAGACGGUGGCGCAGCACGGGAGCCGAGUGGAUAGCCGGCUGAACGAACUUUGAAGCCACGCUCGCUCGCGACACCGCUUGGCUCCACAUAUCUUGCCCCUCCUCGGCCGCAUCGUCCUGUCUCUGGGGAGCAUGUCAUGUAGCGAAGUGAUGUCAAGCAGAACACGUCGACAUGGACCAAGCUGACCACGGCCCGCACCUCCAGCCGACGGCUGGCUGGGUGGCCGGCGAUGAGUGGGACACGCACCGGGCGACCAUCCAGGAGCUCUACCAGGCCCAGAACAUGCCCCUCAAGGAUGUCAUGAAGGUCAUGGAAGACCGGCAUGGGUUCCGAGCGACCCAGCGAAUGUACAAGACGCGGAUAAAGUCGUGGGGCCUCGACAAGAAAUUCAAGGAGUCGGAGGUGGUCGAGCUGUUCCGGCUCCGGCGGGAGCGGGAGCGGGCGGGCAAGAGCGCGGCCGCGGCGACUUACACGAUCCGCGGGCGCGAGGUCGACUGGGACCGCGUCAAUACGUACGUCAGGAGAAAGGGCCUCGAUAUCCCGCGGCUCGUCGACACGGCGCCCCACCUCAGUCCCGCGGCCGCCAGGGAGAUUGCCUGUCGAACGCCCUCGCCCGCCCCAGAUCCCGCCGCCGCCGGUGUGGCUGCGGCUAGCUACAGACAUGGCGGCGGGCUUGCCCCUAUCGACACGUAUCUCGACGUGACAACUUCGCCCAUGUCUUCGUCGUCCAUGGUCUCGUCUGCCCCGUCGGCGUUUUCGUCGUCGCCGGGGCCCGGCCCGGCUCCAGCCCUUGCCGCCUCUCGAACGCCAAUAUCUCCGUCGGCGAGCCACUACUCACACCACCAACCCGGACCCCUCCCGCGGCAGGACGAAAGCAGCCACCACUACCAAAACACAACAGCCACCCCGGCCAGCGCGCCAGCGCCGCAGAGCGCGGAAGGUCUGCAGGUAUUCCAGAAGUUCCUCACACGCGCCUACCACACGGUGCUGUUCGAGGACGGCGACAAGGCGUGGGGCACGACCGAGUACUGGCUGCGCAACGCGCGGUCGCAGGAGUGGAUCAUGACGCUGCGGUACAAGCUGGCUAUGUACCGGGGGUUCAUCGAGGCCGAGACGGCGGCCGGCAGCGCCGCGGUCCGCAGCUUCCGCGCGCUCAACCGCAGCUUUGCUUUGCUAGAGCCCGCCAGCGCGGGGAUCAUCGGCGUGCGCCUGUUCUACCUCGUCAACUUCUUCCACGCUUUUGGCCACGCGAGCCCCUUCCACAACCCCUUCGCCGCCACCGCGCGCCAGCUCGCCACCGUCGUGCACACCGCCUGCGUUGCGCUGCCGCCGCAAUACGCGCAGGGAAGUGGCUGCGUGGACGCCGGCGGCGGCAGCGGCGGCGGCGGCGGCGGCGAUGUCGUCAUGGCGGGGACCGGCGAGGAUUUCCGCAUCCACCGGUACCCUCCGCAGCAUCACGGCGGGCAGAGUCACGGCGGGCAGAGUCACGACAAGAGGGCCAGCAGCAGCAGGAGCAGCAGCAGCAGCAGCGCCGUGCCACCGCCUGCAUCUCCCACGGGCGCCGCCGCAACGCCCCGUCCGCUUUUAGUGCUAGAAAGCCACCUCGAUUUCACCGAGUCGGCGGGCCGCUUCCUGGCCGCGGUGCUCGACAGCAUGGUGCAGCGGCUCGGCGUGGUGCUGCCCGCUGCCGCCGUCCUGCUGCUCGACAAGGACCGCGACGGAUACCCGCUGCUAGACAGCGGCACGCCGGAACCGCCGCCAGCAAACAGCAGCACCGCGCCAUCUGUCUCAACCCUCCCCUUUCCGCCGGGGUUCGCAGACACGCGCUACGCGGCUUACGGCGGGACGGAGCGAGAUCCGCCGGCGGCGGCACUGGACGCCGCCGUGUGGGCGCUGGCAAGGCGGCGCGACGAUGCGCUGGCUGUAGAGUGUCUGCGGCCGCUGCUGGCGCUGGAUACUACUACCGCCAGCGGCAUGAGUGUAGCUGGUGCACAAAAAACUCGCGCUCGCGCCAUUGCGCGCUGCGCACGCUACCACGCGGCGCGCAUCGCCGAGCGCGCCGGCGACGCAGAGGCUGCGCGCGAGAACCUCGUCCGCUCUGUGCAGGGGUCGCUGCUUUUCGAUGGCGAGUUUGUGAGCUGGGGGGAGGUUGAGUUUUUGUUUUUGUGA
This is a messenger RNA of Lasiosphaeria miniovina, 2436 nucleotides long. RefSeq lists its product as uncharacterized. Bases 439 to 2436 code for a protein of 665 amino acids. Lineage: Eukaryota; Fungi; Ascomycota; Sordariomycetes; Sordariales; Lasiosphaeriaceae. The transcript has 3 exons. The record is from RefSeq and is a predicted model, not a curated record.